CCUUGCUGACCAGGCUAAUGCUUUCGCUGGAAGCAAGAGAGUGCCUUCCAUAAAUUUAUAAUUAUUUUUAGGACUUACCGCUGGGAAAGAACAACUUUUUUUUCCGUAAAAUCCUGCGUGGGGCGCGGGACGUUUUUUCCUUCAUGGCGAUUUGCAAAGCUCCUAUCGAGCCCGCCUCUUUAAAAAAGGAUUACGGGAGUAAAUGGAGGGUUGUUAAAAAGACAGAGGUUUAUAAAGGUUUACCAAAAGAUUCUCCUUACUUAAACAGUUUAAAAACAGGUGAACCUGUUAAAGAGGAAUGCGAAGAUGAGUUUGUCAUUGUACCGAAGGAAUUACCUGAUUCUUUGGAUUAUUUUAUAAACAAUGAGAAUGUAGAAAAUUAUUUUUUUUUGGUUGUAACUUUAAGUCCUUGGGUAUUAUUUGGGAAAGCCUCGAAGCGCGAGCCAUAUCGUGUUUUAUUUAAAUCGGCCGUUUAUCCUAGUCUUGAUGAUCAGAAAUAUAGAAUUGUAGCGCAAGCGGUUUCACUUUUGGAAAUAAUAAAAGACUACGAUUUUUUGACUCGAAGUCUCAGCCCAAUAUUAAAAGCAGAUCCUUGUUUGGGUCAAAACUUAAAACACAUGCUUUUAAAGUUAACCAAUCCUGAAAAACAUUCGGUUUGCGUUGCGAGAAAAAGCACAAUGGAAGCCAAAACACUGGGACCUUAUUUUGUUAAGAAGGUUCUGGGCAUCGGCACUUUUGGGAAGGUCAAACUGGCAGCCCACAGACUCAGUAAAGAGCAGGUGGCCAUCAAAAUGGUCAGCCACCAUUCGGCCGCUCUUAUCGAAAGCAACGAGAAGGAAAUUGCUAUAUUAGAGUCUUUGCAUCAUCCUUUUAUUAUUGGCGUAAAGGAAGUCAUACAAACUCGCAAAUAUAUGUGUAUUGUUCUGGAAUAUGCCGAGAACGGUGACUUGUUGGAUUAUAUAAAUGCUAAAUGGGAUAGAAAACUUUCUGAGCCAGAAGUGAAAAGAUUCUUCUUUCAAAUUUGUUGUGGAGUUUCGUACUUGCACGAUAAUAAUAUUGUUCAUCGCGAUUUGAAACCGAAUAAUAUUUUACUUGAUGAAAAGUUUAACUGCAAAAUAUCGGAUUUUGGUCUUUCAAAAAAAAGCGGAGACGUUAAUAACAUGACUACUGCUUGCGGCUCGCCUAUUUACGCUGCUCCCGAGCUUCUUUCCAAAAACUUUUACGGUCCUUCAGUGGAUAUAUGGAGCAUCGGAGUGAUUUUGUAUAACUUAUUGUUCGGGAAAAUGCCUUUUGAUUUGGACACAAACUUGAGCGUUCACGUUAUAUAUAUGCGAAUACUGAAAGUAAGAACUCUCAAAGUCCCUUCGAACAUGCGAGUAUCAGGAGAGUUGCUUGACUUACUACGCCGGAUGCUCUGCAUUGAUCCUGAAAAAAGAAUAUCUAUUAAUGAAAUUCUUGAUCACGACGUCCUGCGAAAAGAAGUUCUUUACUAUCAAAAAACUUACGGAAACGAGUAUUCUAAAAAUAUCGAUAAAACAUUCUUUUUUGAUUUGGCUAAAAAUGUUGGGGAAAAAGUCCUGAAAAUUUAUGAAGAACUCGAGCUGGAAGGUGCUUCUGAUUGGAUAAAAGUUUACUUCCCUUACGGAGAGCCGCAGCCUCGCAGGCUCCGCUUUUGCGCGUCGAUGAAACUUUAUUGUGAUUUGUUGUUUUUAAAAAAACAAUUUUCUAAUUGGUGCAGAAUUUACGAUCAAAUAUUCACAAUAACCGAAAAAGUUUCUGUUUUGGAUGAAAAUUCGUAUAUUUUUAGAAGUUACGAGAAUCCUCAAAGUAUUAUGGAACGUUCGACGUUCAGUACUGUCACUUUACUUUCUCGUUCUGAACAAAGACUUUGUAGACAUAAAGAAGUUCUUGUUUAUAUUAUUCAUUCAGUAUCAACUUCGUUAUCUCCUUUACCUGAGAAUAUGCAUUUGGCUGAAGUCACCAAUAGCGGUUUUGUAUUUCAGCCAAUGGAAGAUAAUGUGACGCUUUGCACGUUUAUUUAUGACUUAAAGUUUUAUGGCGAAAUCUCCGACGAUGAACUAUCAUUAAUGAAAAAGAUGAUUCCCACAAGGACCAUGAAAAGAAUUUACUCCCACACCAAAGAACUUGCCGAUCUCGCUGGGAAAAAUAAAUUUCAUACACUAGUCACACUCAGCGGCCCCUAA
This is a messenger RNA of Zophobas morio, 2204 nucleotides long. RefSeq lists its product as uncharacterized. Gene Ontology annotation, biological process: intracellular signal transduction; protein phosphorylation. Gene Ontology annotation, cellular component: cytoplasm. Lineage: Eukaryota; Metazoa; Arthropoda; Insecta; Coleoptera; Tenebrionidae. Bases 144 to 2204 code for a protein of 686 amino acids. The transcript is spliced from 26 exons. The record is from RefSeq and is a predicted model, not a curated record. Gene Ontology annotation, molecular function: protein serine/threonine kinase activity; ATP binding.